ACUAAAAACGUGACCUCAAAGUCUUUCAGUCAGUUUUCAUAAGUGAUGGAUGAGUGAUGACUAGGUCUCUCAAAAAAUAAAAUUAAAUCUCAUGGAAGACAAAAAGUUACCGUGCUUGCGAAGUUAUAGUGACAGAAGGAAAAUCAUUAUCUGUGUUUGAACCUUUGUUUCUUUUAACAAAAAUUGUGUCCGGAAACAACAAUGUUCCCAAAAAUCCAAUGGGCUCCACUAGACGUGCCGUUAAAAAGGCGCCUGCAAACGCUUGCCAUACUCGGCAUGUGCCUUAUCUUCGUAAUAGGAGUGCCCUUUACCCAAUAUCUGCUUUACAAAUUGCUCUACUCGGAAUACUGGUGGGUAGCCAUCUUGUACCUAAUGUGGAUGAUCUACGACAUUGAAGUUUGCAAUCGAGGUGGACGGAUAUCAAACUGGGUCCGUAACUUACCCGUGUGGCGAUACUACUGCGACUACUUUCCUGUGAAGCUCGUCAAGACGGCUGAGCUAGACCCUUCCAAGAACUACAUCCUAGGCUGCUUCCCUCACGGAGUGGUCACCUUCGGCGCCUUCGGGGCAUUCGGCACAAAUGCCCUAGACUUCUACAAGACCUUCCCCGGGCUUACCGUUAACAUGAUCACAUUGAGAGAGCGCCUGAUCAUUCCUGUUUUGAGAGAACUGUUCCUUGCUUGGGGAGGCUGUUCUUCUUCUAUGCAAAGUCUGCUAUACUUGCUUAAUCCGAAGAAACAGAAGGGGAAAUGUGUGACUCUCGCUGUGGGUGGAACUGCGGAACUACUUGACACACAUCCUGGAGAGUACAACGUGAAGCUGCGGAACAGGAAAGGAUUUGUUCGAGUCGCCUUGAUGACAGGUGCUUCUCUCGUGCCAGUAUUGUCAUUCGGCGAGACGGACCUGUUCCGGGAUUUUAACUAUCCUGAGGGCACUCUGAUGAGGAGAUGGCACAAAUGGGUCAGUCAGGUCACUGGCUUUAUUCCCGUCUUCCCGAUUGGGCGAGGCGUAUUCCAGUAUUCCUUUGGUAUUUUGCCAUUCCGGAGACCAAUUACUGUUGUUGUGGGAGCCCCAAUACACGUGGAAAGGAACCUAGAGCCUUCGACAGAAGAAGUGGACGCUCUACACGCUACAUUUAUGGACAAGCUUACCGAACUAUUCGAAACUGAGAAGGCGAAGUACAUCACCAAUCAUGAGAAUGUGAAACUCGUAAUCGGGUGAAGAAAUCCUUAGUAGUUAUCAGAUAAUCGAACGAUUUUUACCAAAGUACGGGUGAUGGGGAAUAGUAUUUGGUAAAAUCCAACGAAAACCUCUGCUGAGCAAAUGGCAAUCCAGAAGAUUUUUACCAAAGAGCCGUCAAUGAUGACAGACAUCAAUGAAAUGCUCUUAGCACGGAAAUUUGGGUAAAAAAUCAGCAUAAAUUACCUACACAGCUAAUGGUAAGAAAUUUCAAUAAAAUAUCACAACAG
Molecule: messenger RNA, 1469 nt
Organism: Ostrinia nubilalis (European corn borer)
Lineage: Eukaryota; Metazoa; Arthropoda; Insecta; Lepidoptera; Crambidae
Product: 2-acylglycerol O-acyltransferase 2-like
Exons: 5
Coding region: 202-1221 (339 amino acids)
Biological process (GO): triglyceride biosynthetic process
Cellular component (GO): endoplasmic reticulum membrane
Molecular function (GO): diacylglycerol O-acyltransferase activity
Source: RefSeq, a predicted model, not a curated record